Molecule: messenger RNA, 3392 nt
Organism: Ceratosolen solmsi marchali
Lineage: Eukaryota; Metazoa; Arthropoda; Insecta; Hymenoptera; Agaonidae
Exons: 2
Molecular function (GO): protein binding
Source: RefSeq, a predicted model, not a curated record
CAUUGCGCGUAGGAAACGGCAGCAUUAUGAUCGCCCGAGCGCCCGAGGACAUGAAAAUUAAGACUGAGAAAAGAGUUACGCUGGCCAUGAUAUUCUUUUUGGUAGUCGUGCUGGCCACCAGCGUUGCCGCGGGCGAGGCAGCUUUCUGUCCAAAUGGCUGCAUCUGCGACGACGAGACCCUCGUUGUAUCGUGCAUCAACGCCAAGCUCGACGUCAUACCCAUAGCUCUGAAUCCAAGCAUACAGCGCAUUGUCCUGCGGGAUAAUCAGAUAAAGGUGGUGGAAGCUGCAGCCUUUCAAUUUUACGGCGAUCUACGCAACGUCGAUUUAUCGUUUAACCAUCUCUUUACCAUACCCGAUCACAGUUUCGAGGCGCAGAAGCAACUUGUCGAGCUCCAUCUCAAGCAUAAUAAGAUAUCCGCCCUCACGGAAAAGACUUUCCAUGGCCUCCGGUCGCUCACGGUCCUCAAUCUGCGCAACAAUUAUCUCGAGUCGCUGACGAACGGACUAUUCGCCUCUCUGGAUAAGCUGGAGGAGUUGGAUCUCGGGCAGAAUCGUAUAUCGAGCGUCGAGCCGGGUGCCUUUCAAAAAUUAGGAUCACUCCGAGUUCUCUACCUCGAUGAUAAUCAGCUUCAGAGUAUACCAUCCGCCGCUCUUGCGCCGCUCAACGCAUUAGCCGAAUUGCACAUAGGACUUAACGCCUUCUCCUCGCUGCCGGACGAUGCCUUCAAAGGUUUGGAGAGGCUGGCGGUAUUGGACGUAACGGCCGCCGGUCUCGAUAACAUUAGCGACGAGGCCUUACGCGGCCUAAACGCUUUAAAGAGCCUCAAGCUUAACGCUAACAAAUUGCGCGAAGUACCCACGAGACAGCUGUCGACUCUGCCUAGACUGGAAGAGCUGACGCUCGGCCAGAACUUCUUCACGUCCUUGAGAUCCGGUGCCUUCAAGGGCCUCUCCAAUCUCAAGAAGCUCGAAGUAUCGGGCGCUACGCUAUUAACGACCGUUAAGCGCGGCGCUUUCUCCGACAAUGGCAAUCUCGAGAUUCUCGUGCUGAAUAAUAACAAGAGACUGACGACAUUGGAGGACGGAGCUUUAGCCGGUCUGCCGAAUCUACGUCACCUAAUGCUGCGCGACAACAAUUUCGUUGGCUUCUCCGAGUCCCUCGUCGCCUGGAACGAGCUCCGGCGUCUCGACUUGAGCGAGAAUCCGCUCAUUUGCGACUGUAGCGUGCUCUGGCUCUCGGACGUCUUGGCACCGCGGAACUCGAGCCCGGUUAUAUGCGCGGAGCCGCGCGAACUCCAGGGCAAGUCCCUCAAGGGCAUGCGACCCGACGAGCUCGGCUGUGCAUUCUCAGACCCGAGGAAGCAGGCGCUCCUAGCGACACUCUGCGCCGCUGGUAUCGCAUUCUUCGCCGGCAUCGCCUUCAUUCUUUAUUAUCGGUGCAAGCGUCGCGUUCGGGACGCCUUCAAGGAUUACGAGUGGAAGAACCGGACGAUAUCGCGGAAGGAGCACGAGUACCAGAAGACCUUCUCCGAGGACGAGUAUAUAGUGAGGGCUGCCCACGGGCAUCAUCAUCAUCAAGGCUCGCAGCACCCGCUUCAUCUCCAUCAUCAUCAUCAGCAGCAACAGCAACAGCAGCAGCAGCAGCAGCAGCAGCAGCACCACCACCACCACCACCACCAGCAGCAACACCAGCAACAACAACAGUUGGCCGCUCAUCAGCAACAGCUGCAGCAGCAGCAGCAGCAGCAGCAGCAACAGCAGCAGCAUCAAAUUGCCUCCGGCAUUAAGCCAAUACCGGUAACGGAACUGUAGCUAGAGCUUCGGGCAGCGAGCCCCAGUAAUCAUCACGGCGGGGGUGUCUGGUUCCUACCACACGGUGGCACCACCCCGGCCGAGGGUUUCACCUACAUCGACGGGGAAACGGCGCACAAAAUGCGCCAUUCGGGGACGCUGCCCGGCUCGAGUUUGCGCCUCUGCUCGAACUCGGCCUGCACUAACGGCGACGUUGUUAACGGCACCGCCGCCACGCAUCAUCAUUAUAAUAAUCAUCACCACUCGUUGCGGCGCAGUGGCAAUCGUUCGACAAGAAAUAGUCCAAAAAACGCCUCGACGCCGAAUUCACCGUCACCGCCACCGCCGCCACCGCCACGCUACCCAGCCCAGUACCCAACAUUACCGAUUAACGGCAACGUCUGCCAUCAUUAUCAAACGCGCUACGGGACGGACAGAGAAGCGGGCACGGUGGGUGGUAGAGAGAGAUCGCGGGAUCGGAACAGGGAGUCCGGCAGACGUUUGGAGCAGCUCUCGGCCUCGUCGCAUCAGCAGCGUCAAGAGGAGCUUGAGAUUCAUCACGGAAGUCUGCCUCGGUGCGACAUGGCCGGUUAUCACGCGUAAAAUGUCGGUCGCGCUAUUUCGACGUUUCGUUGUUUCUGCGAAGGGCUGGCGCGGGUGCAUCUUUAUCGUUGCGCCGACGAUGGGAUGCCGAUCAUUAGCUAAGAAGACUGACGCUCCUGAUGAUGUCGCUAUCACGACGGGACCGCGCCCUACGAGCGAAGUAUUUUUUUUCUGUGCCCCGAUAUUAAAGGUGAAGAAGCUAUGGUGAUUAGCGCCGUUAUCGGCCGCUAGGGGAUGGGAAUGAUGGGGGCGGGGCAGGUGGGGCUGGGUCGUGUGAGCGUGUGUGUAAUCGACUCUAUAGUUAAGUGUACCUUCCUGCGGAUUCCGUAACGAUGCGCGGUGUGAAUGAUCGUUCUUGUACAUGAUUUAUCUUGUAAAUGAUAAUGCGUUGUAUUUAUUCGAGUGGAUUAUUUGAUUAAGUAGGCUGUCCUUUUAUUCGGUUAUUAUCGUACAUUGGCAAUCCGAGGCAAUAAAUGUUCUUUUGGCAAUUCCAACGACGUGGAAUAAGACUGCGCGUGACCGAGGGAUAUUUUAAGCUCGUCUAAUUAAAAUAAUAAGAAUAAUAAGAAUAAUAAGAUUAAUAAGAUUAAUAAGAUAUUAUAAGAUAUUAUAAUUGUAAUAAUGAUAAGAAGAUGAAUAGUAAUGCGCGCGACUUGGGUGCUGUCGCGAUUAAGAAAAGAAAAAAAAAAUGGCUAAGACGGCAGGUAGUCUCGAUUGCGCACUUUCCAUUAAAUGUCCAUUGAGAUCCACCUGUUCGUUAAUUCGAGUACGCCGUCUGUUGUUUUAUUUACUGUCCUUGCGGACGUUGCCGAUGAACAGGAUCGGAUAUAAUAUCACUAAGUAAAUUGAUCGAGAACACCAUUUAUCUGUGAAGAUUUAGACUAGUCGCUGAGGCAAAAAUUACGUAGUCGAGCCUUGGAUUGCCAACAAUAGAUCGUAAUUGUUUUGGAGAAUCGUGCGAACGGAUCCGCGAGAAACAUAUUCGUAUGAUCGUUU